Soboliphyme baturini is the source of this 1020-nucleotide messenger RNA. The record is from the annotation of a GenBank genome assembly. Lineage: Eukaryota; Metazoa; Nematoda; Enoplea; Dioctophymatida; Soboliphymatidae.
AUGGGUGCCUUUUUGGAAAAGCCGCGCACUGACAAGACCAAUGAAUCGGGCUGCGGUGCUGGUUUGCGUUACGCGGUGGCGUCCAUGCAGGGCUGGCGGGUGGACAUGGAAGAUGCACACAUCUCGCGUACCGACUUACCAGAACCGUGGGUCGACUGGGCGUUCUUCGCCGUCUUCGACGGCCACGCUGGCAGCAAGGUUGCCCGCCACAGCGCCUCCAAGCUGCUCGAGGAAGUAUUGGACACGGUCGAGAUGCAACAGCUAGCAAAUGAUCUGAAAAGUAUACCUAAUCGUUUAGCAUCAUAUCUGCUAAUCAGCAUCUUCCUACUGCACGACAUCCUGUCGAACGAAAACGAGCGGUCAGGCAGCACGGCUGUGUGUGCGUUGAUCGCGCCGUCACACAUCUUCGUUGGCAAUCUGGGCGACAGCAGGGCGCUGCUGUCGCGGUCGAACACCGUGUUCUUUGCCACCGAGGACCACAAGCCGUACCUGCCGAAGGAACGCGAGCGAAUCGUCAACGCAGGCGGCUCGGUGAUGAUCCACAGGGUGAACGGCAGCCUAGCGGUGUCGCGCGCCCUCGGCGACUUCGAGUACAAGAGCGUCGAUGGUCUUGGCCCUUGCGAACAGCUGGUCAGUCCGGAGCCGGAUGUGUACGCUGUCAGGCGCGAGUUCCUGCAACCGUUGCUCAACGACGAGUUCCUGAUCCUCGCCUGCGACGGCAUCUUCGAUGUCAUGAACAACCAGGAGCUCUGCGACUUCGUACGGUCGCGGCUCAAAGUCACCUCCUGCUUGACCACCAUCUGCAACCAGAUCCUCGACGCGUGUCUAUCAAAGGGUAGCAGAGACAACAUGAGCGUCAUCUUGAUUACGUUGCCAGGUGCGCCGCAAGUUUCGCACGAGAAAGAGUUGGAAGAGGUGCUGUGUGACCGCAUUCAACGUAAGCUGUCUUGCUUCGACGACCACCGUUUGAUAUUCGCUACCUCUACUAUUGUAUUUUGCAGGCAUCGUAGAGCUUUGUGA